Messenger RNA from Hibiscus syriacus, 622 nucleotides. Its product is annotated as protein LIGHT-DEPENDENT SHORT HYPOCOTYLS 1-like. Gene Ontology annotation, cellular component: nucleus. The transcript has a single exon. The coding region runs from base 11 to 622 and encodes 203 amino acids. The record is from RefSeq and is a predicted model, not a curated record. Gene Ontology annotation, biological process: mRNA transcription; response to light stimulus. NCBI's taxonomy places the organism in Eukaryota, Viridiplantae, Streptophyta, Magnoliopsida, Malvales, Malvaceae.
AGCAAGCUGUAUGGAAAUGGAAAUGAUUUCCCCGGAAAACAACCCAAACAUGAUCUAUCCGAGCCUCAUAGUUACCAACAACAUCAGCAGCACUGCAACUGCGCCUCCUCCGACCACUCCGAGUCGCUACGAGAACCAAAAGCGUAGAGAUUGGAACACAUUUUGUCAAUACCUGAGAAAUCACAGGCCUCCAUUGUCACUUUUAACGUGUAGCGGAGCUCAUGUCCUUGAGUUCCUUAGGUACCUCGAUCAGUUCGGCAAGACCAAAGUCCAUAACCAGACUUGCCCCUUCUUUGGCCUCUCGAACCCUCCUGGUCCUUGCCCUUGUCCCCUUCGACAAGCCUGGGGUAGCCUCGAUGCACUCAUCGGUCGACUCCGGGCUGCUUACGAGGAGCAUGGAGGUGUGCCGGAAAGGAACCCUUUCGGAGCUCGAGCUAUUAGGGUUUUCUUAAGGGAGGUUAAGGAGUUUCAGGCCAAAGCAAGAGGAGUUAGCUAUGAGAAAAAGAGAAAGAGAGGUAAGCAGAAUGUUGUUGCAUUGCCGUCGGCUCCACCACCAGCUACGCCGCCAGCGAAACUUGCCGGUGCCACAGCUACAAGUAAGUGGCAAACUAAUGAAAUUUAG